Adineta steineri is the source of this 1059-nucleotide messenger RNA. The record is from the annotation of a GenBank genome assembly. Lineage: Eukaryota; Metazoa; Rotifera; Eurotatoria; Adinetida; Adinetidae.
AUGGAAUCAAAAUCUCAUCAAUGUUCUAUAUGUAAAAAAUCAUUCUCAAGACCAAGUAAACUUCAAUAUCAUAUUGCUUAUCAUCAUGAAAAAAAGUUUCCUUUCGAAUGUACUCAAUGUGGUAAACCAUAUUCAAAUCAAGAUCAUGUUAAUCGUCAUUAUCGUAUUGUACAUCAACAAGAAAAUAUACAAACAAAAAAAUUUACAUGUUUAAUUAAUAAUUGUACAAAAACAUUUGCUAAUAAACAAAAUCUUGAUCGACAUAUUAGAAUAAUUCAUACAAAAACUAAACUAAAACCUAUUAAGUGUUUUUAUUGUUCUGAAUUUGUUGAUUCAUUAGAAUUACAUUUAGUUACACAACAUAAUUCUAUUUCGAUAGAUAAAUUAAAAUGUAUUGAUUGUUGUAAAGAUUUUUCAUCCAUAAAACGAUUAAUUCAUCAUCGUAUCAUCCAUACAGAUGAACGUCGUGAAUUAGAUGUUCAAUGGACAAUGAAUCAAUUAUUAGCUGAUAUCGAGCGUGAACAAAUUUUUAAAUGUAAUUUAUGUAAUCGAAUAUUUCGUUCAUUAUUUCAACUUGAUCAACAUCGUAAUAGUAAAAUUCAUCAAGAAAAAUUUAUAUGUCAGCAUUCUAAUUGUGGAAAAAUAUUUCUUUAUAUGAGAAAUCUUCGACAUCAUAUCAAAAUUCAUCAUGAAGAAUUUUCUCGUUCAUCUUGUCCAUUAAAUUCAUGUUCAAAAACGUUCACAUCUCAAGCAUCAAUGUGUCGGCAUUUAACUCGAUGUCAUUCAUCGAAUGAUAUUAUUGAACAAAUAAAUACGAAACAAAAACAAUCUCAGAAACGACAGCAUAAUAUUCGAAGUUUAUUAAGUGGGUUUAAUACUCGAAAGUUAAAUCAAGAGAAUGAAAUUUCCCAACAAAUGAAACAAUUAUUAAAAUUAUUAAUAAAUGAAGAUAAUCUCGUAGAAAUAUCCAAUGAAAAUAUGGAUACACAAAUAACUCAAGAUUCUUUCAAUCCCGAUUUACUUAAAGGUUAUAGUGACAUUGGACUCGUUGAAUUGUGA